Messenger RNA from Penaeus vannamei (Pacific white shrimp), 2416 nucleotides. Lineage: Eukaryota; Metazoa; Arthropoda; Malacostraca; Decapoda; Penaeidae. The record is from RefSeq and is a predicted model, not a curated record.
AGCAGAAGUGACAACGCUGGUCACUUGGCUAGACCGUGAUUGUUCUGGUAUCUGAAAUAGUAACUGCGAUCAAGGUUAAGGGCUUACUACACGGUACUUACAAUUCUAACGUAAUUGGAUCCCAGGUGACACUGAAAAAAUGGCACUGCUCAGAUCAGUAGUAUUAUUGCAGAACCUUUACUGUUGCAAGGGAUUUGGACAAAUACCUUUGAAAACAGUGAGUGGUGUCUACAUAAGGAAAAGGCUCCAUAUAUUUGCUUGCAGUGGGGUUCCAUAUCAGAUUCAAUCCUUGACCACCUUCCCAAAGUGUAAAAGAAUAAGGUAUGAGAAGAAACUGUUGCAGAGGUACUUAAGCAACACGACAGCUAUUGACAAAAUUCCAAAAGCCAAGAGCAAGUGGGAAGGGGAUGAAACCCAGAUCCUCAAUAGUAUGUUUGCUCAGAGAGAAAGGACAGACAACGAAUGGGAGGAGGUGACCCUCCUCCUGUCCAAGGAGGAGCCAUUAUUUAGCAAGGUCAGCUGUGAUGCAUUGGUAAUGAAGCGUUGUUUGCAAGCUUCCAACUAUUUUCUAGCAAUGUCAUACAUACAAUACCUGAAGAAUCAGGGAAGAGACCCAAACUUGGCAACCCUCUCCCUCUAUCUACGUUUGUGUGGGCAGAGAGUUGUGGACUGUGGAGAAGAGAGAGUACUGGAGCUCUACCAUCAACUUCUUAGGAAAGUCAAAGUACUAGAUGCGAACCUCAGUGAGAGUGUAAUUCUGGCUCUGACUUCAACAAGUCAAUGGAAGCUGGCCCUCAAGCACCUCACUAACAUAAGGAGGAUGUGCAACAUCAACGCAAAGGUCUACAGUGCAAUUGUAACAGCAGCCUUCAGGAAUGGAGACUACAACACAGGCUGGCACUACCUGGAGACAAUGUGCCAAGAAGAGAAGAUACCUGGUGAUUCUGCAUUUUUAGAGUGGGUUACCCAGUGUGAAAAGGCAGAGGAUGUUGAGGAAAAGCAGUCAAUGAUGGAGACAUUAUUAGACAAGCUGAUUCACUAUGAGAUCUUCCCCAAAGUCCCAGUUAUUGAGAGUAUUGCUAACCUUUUUAGUAAGGGACUGGGAUGGUCAUACUUGUAUGUGAAAAUCCCGAAAAGUGGAAGAUGCCCUGCCUGCAACCAGCAGUUACAUCAGCUCGACAUAAGUGAAGCAGAAUUUAAAGAGUUGCAGAGUGAAUACGUGCCACGUGUUCUUCAUGGCUCAGAUAUAUUUCGUUCAAGUAGCCCUGAAGAGUGGCACAAAUUCCAAGAAUUUCUAGAAGAAAGAGGACCAUUUUCUGUAGUAGUUGAUGGCCUUAAUGCAUCAUACCUUGCAGGAAAGAAACCCCUUAGACAGCGAUCUGUAAUGUUGAAGCAGGUUGUGGAAAAGUUAUGUUCAAGAGCCAGGAAUGGCCGUGUAUUGGUCAUUGGCAGGAAACACAUGAGGAAAUGGUCUGAGGUUGAUUUUAAUGCUGUAAAAAAAAUGGCCGACAUAUACACCCUUGAUAACCUGACCAAGGAUGAUGGCUUCUUCAUAUAUGCAGCACUUCAAUCUGGUCAAGGGACAAAGAUUGUGUCAAGUGACAUGUUGCGUGAUCAUCUGUACCGCCUGGGAGAUGGACCCCUGAGGGAGACCUUUAGACGUUGGCAAAGACAGCAUCAAGUUUUAGCGGUCCCAUCUGUUGCUGGUGUUCAGCUUAUUGAACCUGCAUCCUUCAGCACAACAGCUCAGAACCAGGGAACAACAGAUUGGCAUAUACCUUAUGAUGAUGGAUCACCACGUGCAUCCUAUCAGCUUCCUAAGACUUGGUUAUGUACCCAAGCAAAUCCACAUAGCAGCAGUAGGGAUACACACUCUGUGAUUUGGGAGAGCACAGUCCAAAGUGUUCCCUUUACAGAAGCAGACAAUGAAAAGGUGGAUUAUAUAGCCAAAGACUUCAGGCAUCUCUCUAAAACUGCUGAACUCAGGGAUGAUAUUGGGGGGAAAAAGCCGCUGUGGAAAUAUAAUAGCAGAAAGGAACCUCAAAUAGCAGAUGCAUCCAGAGCAAGAAAUGUGCAGUCUUCUAAAAUAUAUAACUACUCUAAGCAGAAGAAUACAAAAGUUGUUAAGAAAGUUGUUGUCUCUGACUUAUUUAAAAAAUGAGAUCAGAAAUUAUCACAAGACUGCACAUGUGUACCGUGGAAGAGCUUGGAGUAAGAAAUUUGUAUAAAUAUGUAACCACCUAGGAUGUUGAAUAAGAAUAUGAAUUUAAUAGUGGUAACUUUCAUUAUAGUUUUGAUACUGAUGGUGCUAUUGCAUUUUUUAUAUGGCAUGUUAGAAAUGUGUACAAAUUUUGUGUUUAGACAAAAUUUUUAUAUUGUACAAAGUGCUUUCCUGAAAUGAAAUUUAUUUAUUACA